Molecule: messenger RNA, 657 nt
Organism: Parnassius apollo (apollo)
Lineage: Eukaryota; Metazoa; Arthropoda; Insecta; Lepidoptera; Papilionidae
Source: the annotation of a GenBank genome assembly
AUGGAUAGCGCCAACGAAAACAAACCACACUCUGAUCACGAAUACAGCGAAAUUUGCCAACAGAAACAAUCCAAGUUACAACGUUUUGGAACGCUGCACUCACCGCGCGAAACAAAAGCGAGGGAACCCACGCUAUUGGUGGAGGAGGUGGGCGGAUACCCGCAUAAUAUGGCGGAAAUAUUACCAGCUGAGGAGGUAUUCAAGGAAGGUAGACUACGUCUCUCCAAAUCGAGGAUAGCAGAGACGCAAAAUGAGAUCGAGAACCUUCACGCCAUCGACUAUGACCUGCGUCACAAGUACCGUGAGAUUAUAGACUCUUUACGCAACGAUCUGUUGAACAACGAGAAGGAAUGCAAGCGCCUGCAGGAACAGAUCGAAUGGGUCUCGCGAAGGAGGGCUGAACUACAUGAUGAGGUUCGUCGCAGUCAAAGGCUGUAUGGAGAUGCAGCCGUUAAACUUGCUACCAACUUAGCGGAGCUGCAGCGUGGUCGGGAAAGUAGAGUUACUGAUAAACCUCAAAUACAAAAUUCCUUUGAUUCUCUGCUUUUAAGAAAAGAGCCUCACUUUCCUAAUUCUUCACCAGUUGCCUCUGUCAUUAUAAAAAGUUCGCCCACAACAACACAUAACCCUUUUACCCACUUUAGUGAAUCACAUUAA